AUCACAGGAUUCCACCCAAUUUCUAUUCUCCCCCCUUUAUGCCAAACUAUAUUAGUUGUAAAACAUCAAUUUGGAAAAAGGUUUGUAUAUAAGGCCCCCAAAUUCCGAGCCUUAACCCGUAUCUCAAGGAGACCAAUCAAACCAAUCAUAUUUUUAUGGAUGGAUUUCUUCACCUUAGCCUACUUUGAUUGGUUGUUAAUCCCCCUGAUGUUCCAAGCAGCUAUUAAAUCCAUGGUUUUGAAGAGGUUCUCCCCCUCUUCCUGUAUUCUCUCCUUCACCAGAUGGGUCUGGUUCAUCCAUAUCCAGAACAAGGAAAGGAUUCUCUGUAUUGAUGAUAACCCCUUUCUUUUCCUUCAGAUCAUUCCCUUUUCCUCUUCUAGUAAUCUGUUGAAAACCCUCAUGCUUGUUCUCUUUUUCCUCCUUUGGCUUAAUGUCAGGUUUGACAUUUCAUUGCUGCCUGCCUGCCCUAUGUUUCUUGCACUCUUAAGUGGUAUGUCCAAUCCCUUUGUAAUGGUUGCAAAUGAUUGGUUUCCACUCAUAAUGCACCUGGUUUUCCACUUACCUUUCCUUCUCAUCUUCAAACUAGAUGGUAUCAGGUAA
Molecule: messenger RNA, 600 nt
Organism: Vicia faba (fava bean)
Lineage: Eukaryota; Viridiplantae; Streptophyta; Magnoliopsida; Fabales; Fabaceae
Source: the annotation of a GenBank genome assembly